UCUCCGACGGAAAGCUGAAAACGUCGAACAGAGGGAGAAAACCAACGAGCGAGAAAGCGAAAAGAUUUGGUUUGGAAUAUCAAUGGCGAAUCUGCCUCAGUCUCUCUCAAUGGGCACGCCCUUCGGUGGUCUCAGCUCGUCGGCUCAAGUUAUGGCUGGAGCUCCGGCGAACAAAGAUCGAAAUUUGGCCUCGGCGGAACAUUUGGUUCUCGAUCUCAGCAAUCCUGAUCUCAGAGAGAACGCGCUUCUCGAACUCUCCAAGAAAAGAGAGUUAUUUCAGGACCUAGCUCCGUUGUUGUGGAACUCUUUCGGUACCAUUGCUGCACUAUUGCAGGAGAUAGUUUCAAUCUACCCUGUUCUUUCACCUCCGAAUCUGACUCCUGCUCAAUCAAAUCGUGUCUGUAACUCACUUGCCCUUCUUCAGUGUGUAGCUUCUCAUCCUGACACAAGAAUGUUAUUUCUCAAGGCUCAUAUACCACUGUACCUAUAUCCUUUUCUUAAUACAACAAGUAAAUCAAGACCUUUUGAAUACUUGCGGCUUACAAGCUUAGGAGUCAUUGGUGCACUGGUGAAGGUUGAUGACACAGAGGUCAUUAGCUUCCUUCUUUCCACUGAAAUUAUUCCUUUGUGUCUCCGUACAAUGGAGAUGGGCAGCGAGCUGUCGAAAACAGUUGCAACAUUUAUAGUUCAAAAGAUCUUGUUGGAUGAUGUGGGCUUGGAUUACAUCUGCACAACGGCCGAGAGGUUUUUCGCGGUGGGUCGUGUCUUGGGCAACAUGGUUGCAUCACUUGUGGAGCAGCCCUCUCCACGACUUUUAAAGCAUAUCAUUCGUUGCUAUCUCCGUUUGUCUGACAACCCGAGAGCUUGUGCUGCGCUAGGAAGCUGUCUCUCUGACUCGUUACGAGAUGGAACCUUUAGCAGUUGCCUCCGUGAGGAUCAAACGGCGAGAAGGUGGCUGCAGCAGUUGCUUCACAAUGUUGGAGUGAGUCGAGUCCCUCCACUUCAAUCUGGCGGAUUCGAUCACAUGCUCGUGAGCUGAAUAAGGAUCAUAAAGUUUCCAUUUUUUUCAUGUGGAUCGAUGCGAAAAUACUCUAGAUUUCGUCUAUUUGAAGAUCCCGUUGUAAAGUUGGUUAGUAUAUUUCUGGGAAGGAAGCUUGUGGAUUGACAAAUAGAAAGAAGCGAGAAUUGUGUGAUGGAAAGGAUCCUUUGCUUCACUGAUGCAGAGUGCGUUCUCUGAUCCCUGUUUCUGCAGCUUCUUUCAAUCAUGGUUCUUCUUCAUUGUUUC
This is a messenger RNA of Tarenaya hassleriana, 1285 nucleotides long. RefSeq names its product cell differentiation protein RCD1 homolog. Gene Ontology annotation, biological process: mRNA catabolic process; negative regulation of translation. The transcript is spliced from 9 exons. NCBI's taxonomy places the organism in Eukaryota, Viridiplantae, Streptophyta, Magnoliopsida, Brassicales, Cleomaceae. Bases 83 to 1039 code for a protein of 318 amino acids. Gene Ontology annotation, cellular component: P-body; CCR4-NOT complex; CCR4-NOT core complex. The record is from RefSeq and is a predicted model, not a curated record.